UCCAGGGGGGAAAGGCUGGCUUGGAACUUUCUGAAAUCAGGAAUUUUUUUCUUUUUUUUUUCUUUUCCUUAACUUUCACUAAAGGGAUAAGGGUUACUGUAGUCUGAGAUAACCUUCUCAAGGUCACCAAAAAACCCAAAAAAUGACAAGUUGGGCUUUUUCUUAUACUCAAUGACUUCUACCUUAAGCUAAAGGAUUAUUGCCUGUAAUGUCACUAAGAAUGUCUUCUAAUUCGGAUACUGGGGAUUUCCAAGAAUCUCUAAAGCUCGGAUUUACACCUAUUGUGUCUCAAUUUAAAAUGGUGAAUUAUUCCUAUGAUGAAGAUCUUGAGGAGUUGUGUCCUGUGUGUGGAGAUAAAGUAUCUGGAUAUCAUUACGGACUCCUGACCUGUGAAAGUUGUAAGGGAUUUUUUAAGCGAACUGUCCAAAAUAAUAAAAGGUACACAUGUAUAGAAAACCAGAACUGCCAAAUUGACAAAACACAGAGAAAACGCUGUCCUUACUGUCGAUUUCAAAAAUGUCUAAGUGUUGGAAUGAAGCUAGAAGCUGUCCGGGCUGACCGGAUGCGUGGAGGAAGGAACAAAUUUGGGCCAAUGUACAAGAGGGACAGGGCCUUGAAGCAGCAGAAGAAAGCCCUCAUCCGAGCCAAUGGACUGAAGCUAGAAGCCAUGUCUCAAGUGAUACAGGCCAUGCCCUCUGAGCUGAGCAUCUCCUCUGCCAUUCAGAACAUCCAUUCUGCUUCCAAGGGCCUACCUCUGAACCACACCGCCUUGCCUCCCACAGACUAUGACCGAAGUCCCUUUGUCACAUCCCCCAUUAGCAUGACAAUGCCACCUCCCAACAGCCUGCCAGCUUACCAGACCUACGGUCACUUUCCUAGCCGGGCCAUCAAGUCUGAGUACCCAGACCCCUACACCAGCUCUCCGGAGUCCAUCAUGGGUUACUCCUACAUGGAUAGUUACCAGACCAGCUCUCCAGCCAGCAUCCCGCAGCUGAUACUGGAACUCAUGAAAUGUGAGCCCGACGAACCUCAAGUUCAAGGCAAAAUCAUGGCCCACCUACAGCAAGAGCAGGCAAACCGAGGCAAGCACGAGAAGUUGAGCACGUUCGGGUUAAUGUGCAAAAUGGCAGAUCAGACCCUCUUCUCCAUUGUUGAGUGGGCCAGGAGUAGCAUCUUCUUCAAAGAACUUAAGGUUGAUGACCAAAUGAAGCUGCUUCAGAAUUGCUGGAGUGAGCUCUUAAUCCUGGACCACAUCUACCGGCAAGUGGUGCAUGGGAAGGAAGGCUGCAUCUUCCUCGUUACUGGGCAACAAGUGGAUUACUCGCUGGUGGCCUCGCAGGCCGGCGCCACGCUCCACAGCCUCCUGAGCCACGCCCAGGAGCUGGUGACCAAGCUGCGCUCCCUGCAGUUUGAUCAGCGAGACUUCGUGUGUCUGAAAUUCCUGGUGCUCUUUAGUUCAGAUGUCAAGAGCCUGGAGAACUUACAGCUGGUCGAGGGAGUCCACGAACAGGUCAAUAACGCCCUGCUGGAGUACACCACCUGCAACUACCCUCAGCACACCCAGAAAUUCCCACAGCUCGUUCUCCUCCUCCCCGAAAUCCGGCAGAUCAGCAUACAGGCAGAGGAUUACCUGUACUUCAAACACCUCAACGGGGACGUGCCCUAUAACAACCUUCUCAUCGAGAUGCUGCAUGCCAAGAGAGCCUGAGU
Dipodomys ordii (Ord's kangaroo rat) is the source of this 1710-nucleotide messenger RNA. It is a transcript of the gene Nr5a2, whose product is annotated as nuclear receptor subfamily 5, group A, member 2. Gene Ontology annotation, molecular function: RNA polymerase II cis-regulatory region sequence-specific DNA binding; zinc ion binding; nuclear receptor activity. NCBI's taxonomy places the organism in Eukaryota, Metazoa, Chordata, Mammalia, Rodentia, Heteromyidae. The transcript has 7 exons. Gene Ontology annotation, biological process: hormone-mediated signaling pathway; regulation of transcription by RNA polymerase II; tissue development. Gene Ontology annotation, cellular component: RNA polymerase II transcription regulator complex. The record is from RefSeq and is a predicted model, not a curated record. The coding region runs from base 209 to 1708 and encodes 499 amino acids.